GAAUUCACGUCUCUGUCUCUGUCAAAAAAAAAAGAAACUGUCAAAUAUCGGCUGGCGCUGGCUAUCGGUAAACUGAAAAAUUGUUGGUGAUAAACAAUUUGAGUCAAUUUAUUACAUUGAAAAUAUGCAGAAAUAUGAAAAGCUCGAAAAGAUCGGUGAAGGAACCUAUGGCACAGUGUUUAAAGCUAAAAACAAGGAAACGCACGAGAUCGUCGCCCUAAAACGCGUGAGGUUAGACGACGACGAUGAAGGCGUCCCUUCCUCCGCUCUGCGCGAGAUUUGUCUCCUCAAAGAGCUCAAGCAUAAGAAUAUCGUUCGGCUCUACGACGUGCUGCACAGUGAGAAGAAGCUAACAUUGGUGUUCGAACAUUGCGACCAGGAUUUGAAGAAGUACUUCGACAGCUUAAACGGAGAGAUAGAUUUGGAUGUGGUGAAAUCUUUUAUGUAUCAAUUACUUCGUGGUCUAGCCUUCUGCCAUAGUCACAACGUUCUGCAUCGUGAUUUGAAGCCCCAGAAUCUGCUUAUAAAUAAAAACGGCGAGCUUAAAUUGGCGGAUUUUGGUUUAGCUAGAGCGUUCGGUAUUCCUGUGAAGUGUUACUCGGCGGAGGUCGUGACGCUGUGGUACCGGCCGCCUGACGUUCUUUUCGGCGCGAAACUGUACACCACCAGCAUUGACAUGUGGUCUGCUGGCUGCAUAUUUGCUGAGCUGGCCAACUCAGGGCGGCCUUUGUUCCCUGGCUCUGAUGUUGAUGAUCAGUUGAAGAGGAUUUUUAAAUUACUAGGCACACCAAACGAAGACACAUGGCCUGGAGUGACUCAGCUGCCUGACUACAAGCCGCUGCCGGUGUACCAACCGAGCUUAGGGCUGGCCCAGGUGGUGCCCCGCCUGCCCGCCCGGGGCCGCGACCUCCUGGCCCGCCUCUUGACCUGCAACCCGGCGCUCCGUAUGCCCGCUGACGACGCCAUGGCCCACGCCUACUUCCACGACCUCAAUCCAUCCGUCAAGAAUGACAGAUGUUAACAAUCAAUCCACCCAUACAAAUGUACCUCUGAACUAUUAUUUUGUGAUAAGAACACUGCAGAGAUACAGGAGUGUUGUGAUGAAGAGACAUUGACAUAGUUAUAAGAAUUAAUGUGAGGAUU
This is a messenger RNA of Ostrinia furnacalis (Asian corn borer), 1143 nucleotides long. RefSeq names its product Cyclin-dependent kinase 5 (gene Cdk5). The record is from RefSeq and is a predicted model, not a curated record. The transcript is spliced from 2 exons. Gene Ontology annotation, biological process: axonogenesis; synaptic vesicle transport; neuron apoptotic process. Lineage: Eukaryota; Metazoa; Arthropoda; Insecta; Lepidoptera; Crambidae. Gene Ontology annotation, cellular component: cytoplasm; nucleus. The coding region runs from base 125 to 1021 and encodes 298 amino acids. Gene Ontology annotation, molecular function: ATP binding; cyclin-dependent protein serine/threonine kinase activity.